GCUUGACGCAACCGGACUGAAAGUGAUGCGACGCGCUUUGCUGCCUUCGCCGGACCAACGACGGACUUACAAUCAGCUCGUCGCGGCGGCUGUGACGGCGGGUUUAUUGGAUGAAACGGUUAAGACGUGUUCCAGUCCACUCUUCCAGCUCGAAGGAACGUCAUGGCCAGCGCCUCUCAUCCGCCGUCGGGCUCCGCAGCCACUGACGCUACGGCGACCGGCUCCGGGGGCCAAGCGCCGGGAGAAAGCAGCAGCCAGGACAGCACAUUUGAGUGUAAUAUCUGCUUGGACACUUCCAAGGAUGCAGUGAUAAGCUUGUGUGGCCACCUCUUUUGUUGGCCCUGCUUGCAUCAGUGGUUGGAAACGAGGCCAAACAGACAGGUGUGUCCAGUAUGUAAAGCAGGCAUCAGCCGGGACAAAGUCAUCCCGCUGUAUGGGCGAGGCAGCACUGGCCAGCAGGACCCGAGAGAGAGAACUCCUCCCAGACCACAGGGGCAGAGACCGGAGCCGGAGAAUCGUGGCGGGUUUCAAGGAUUUGGCUUUGGAGACGGCGGCUUCCAGAUGUCCUUCGGUAUUGGAGCUUUUCCUUUCGGCAUUUUUGCCACAGCAUUCAAUAUUAACGACGGAAGGCCACCUCCAGCAGCUCCUGGCACCCCACAGCACAUGGAUGAACAGUUCCUGUCCCGCCUCUUCCUGUUUGUGGCGCUCGUCAUCAUGUUUUGGCUUCUGAUUGCAUAAACGAUUAUGAACUCUCUUCCGGACAGAUGCACGCUGCAGACAGUGAUUACAGAAGUCAUCUGAAGGUUCAGUAGUGGAAACAUACUGUGUUUUCUCUCAGCCGUCAUUUUCAGCUGAUUUUAAAUUGAAAGGUGUGUUAUGCGACACAUGGAUUCUUUCUUGUGAAGGAGACGCGUGGAAAUUGCACGUGUGCGAUGAUUCCAGUACAAAGAUAACUGUAAAAAUGUGAUUUCGUGGAAUCAUAAUGUUCACCUCUUGUUCACUUUCCCUGUCAGAUUGUAAUUUUAAAUAAAAAAACAGAGUCUUAUUUCUCUUAA
Pygocentrus nattereri (red-bellied piranha) is the source of this 1055-nucleotide messenger RNA. It is a transcript of the gene rnf185, whose product is annotated as ring finger protein 185. The transcript has 7 exons. Gene Ontology annotation, biological process: ubiquitin-dependent protein catabolic process. Gene Ontology annotation, cellular component: endoplasmic reticulum. The record is from RefSeq and is a predicted model, not a curated record. Gene Ontology annotation, molecular function: metal ion binding; ubiquitin protein ligase activity; ubiquitin-like protein conjugating enzyme binding. Lineage: Eukaryota; Metazoa; Chordata; Actinopteri; Characiformes; Serrasalmidae. The coding region runs from base 163 to 738 and encodes 191 amino acids.